GGGGUCCUUCGUUUAGCGCCAGUUUAGAUUUCCCUCUCUGUGUAGGAGCACGGUUUGGUGGGUUUGUAAAAGAAAUAAGCGACUGCCUGGCUUGGAAAGGAACCAAAGUGACUCGUUGUUGUAAGCGGUUCGGAUAUUUGGGUCAGUAUCGCCGGUGCAGGCGGAGGACGGACAGCUGAGCAGCUGCGAACAGAAACUCCCAGAUUUCUUCAUCAUCUCACACCACCUGAUCGUUCUAAUUGAUAUUCACCUUUAAGCCGGGCCCAGUCAGCGCCUCUGAGAUGGACAGUGAGGAUGACUUGGACAUUCUGACGGCGCUCCUGGCGGAGAGCGAGGAUGGCGGCGACGUGCGAGGCGGCGAAGAGCAGGCGGACGAUUUGGACGGCCUGUUCGACGAGGACGACAAAGACGAGGAGGAGUACAAGGAGGGCAGCGAGGGGGGGACCCCCGAGGACGCAGCCUCGCAUCUCUUCGGGGAUCUUGGCGACAUUGAGAGCGAGGAGAAGGACGCGGAAGGGAAAGGAAGUGACUCGAACAGCUCCAAAGAGGAUUUGCAAGAGGAACUGAGGCGGAUGCAGGAGCAGAUGCAGAAGCUGCAGCGGCGGCUGGAGGCGAGCCAGAAGAGUUCAGCUCCUCCGCCGGCUAACAGGAGCCACGCGGGAAGCGCCGCCUGUCCCAAAGCGGGACGGUCAAAAGCAACGCCGAGCCGGCCCCCAGCCUCCAAACAGAGCCAGGCCAAACCUAAACCACAAGCAGUAGCAGCGUCUCCGUCCGCUCCGGCCAGAGGAGGAGGCUCCAAGCUGCAGGAGUCCUCAGACUUCCUCUCUCAGCUCAGCAACGCAGACUCAUUCAAACGCAAACCGAGAAUGGCUCACCAGCCCAAAGCUUCCCCGCCAGAGGAUAGGAGACCGCUGGUGGAGGUGAAGCUCGGCAGCUCCUUCCAGCCCCUAGAGGGCAGCAGCGAGGCCUCGGGUCGCCUGCUCUCAUCCCCGCCCUCCCACAGCAGGACCGCACCAGCCGGCCCGCCUAAACCUGCUCCCCAGCCCCCUGUCCCUGCAGACGUAGGCGUGGAGAAGUACUCCGGACUGCGUCUCAGGAAGCCGCGAGUUUCCUCCAGCGAGAUGGACCGGAAGAUGGCCGACCGCCGGCUGAUCCGGCUGUCCCAGGUGCCGGAGCGCCUGCAGCGGGACAAGCUGGAGGACAGCGACUGGGUGACGUUCGGGGUGCUGGUGGGCAAAGCUACGCCGCAGAGCAGCACCAGCGGCAACACCUUCAGCGUCUGGAAGCUGAACGACCUGCACAACCUGGAGGUGUUCGUGUCCCUGCUGCUGUUCGGCGAGGUCCACAAGGAGCACUGGAAGAUGCAGCUCGGCACGGUGGUGGGACUCCUCAACCCCAACCCCAUGAAGCAGAGGGACGGCUACGACGGGGUCAGCCUGACGGUGGAUCACCCUCAGAAGGUGCUGGUGAUGGGCGAAGCCCUGGACUACGGCACCUGCAAAGCCACGAAGAAGAGCGGGGAGCCCUGCUCUCAGAUCGUCAACAUGUACGAGUGCCAGUACUGCCAGUACCACGUCAAAGCCCAGUACAAGAAGAUGAGCGCCAAGAGGGCGGAGCUGCAGUCGGCCUUCUCGGGGAAGGCCCCCAACCGGGUGAAGGGCAGCGGGAGGGGGGGCGGCCUGAGGGAGCGGCUGUGUCAGGACGGCUUCUACUACGGCGGCGUCUCCUCCGCCGCCUGCGCCGCUUCCCUGACCGCGGCCAAACCGAACAAACCCGUCCAGAAGACUCUGGACAAGCUGUUUGUGAGAGGGUCGGCUCAGCUGGUCAGUCAGGCCCGGAGGCUGGGGAUGCAGUCCGGGGAGGUGGCUGGAUGCUCCGACGAAUUUAAGGGCCUGAUGUCGAGGCCGACGCCCGGCGCCCUGCAGCUGAAGAAGCACCUUGAGCAGGACAGCCAGUUAGAUGCGUCCGGAGCUCCGCUUCAGUCCAUCUCUGCAGCCGAGCUCUUAAAGCAGCAGAAACAGAAGCAGCGCGAGCUCCUGGACAGCCGGCGACACAGAGCCCAGCAGAGGGCGCCGCAGGACUCCAGCAGCGGCGCCACGACGCCGGGGCGAUGGGGCCUGACGUCUCCUAAAGCCGCAUCAGAGGUCCCCGAGAAGGCGGCACCGCCACGCCCCCCGACCCUGGGCCGCGGCUUCUCCGAGGGCGACGACAUCCUUUUCUUCGACCACGCCCCGCCUCAGGCUCCGCCCCCGAGCGCCCUCAGCCUGUCGGCGGCCAAGCUGGCCGCUCUGAGGAAGCUGAGGGCCAAAGGAGCGGCGCUCGAGAAGGAAGACCCCAACGGCGUGAAGAGGAAGAGGGGCGACAGCGGCGAGAUCAGCGCCCGCGUGGAGAAGAACCGGACCUCGCCAAACGGCGAGCCGUCCGGUAAGGAUGAGGAGGAGGAGGAGGAGCCAGCCCUGAAGAAGAAACGCGACCAGCUUCGCUACGUGGAGUCCGAGGAGUUCCAGAGGAUCCUCAACGCCAAAUCCCGCCACGGACUCGUGCUGCAAGCGGCGGAGUACCAGCUGCAGGAGCGCUACUUCGACGUUCUGGUGAAGAAGGAGCAGAUGGAGGAGAAGAUGAAGGGGAUCAGGGAGAUGAAGUGCCGGGCUGUCACCUGUAAAAAGUGCAGCUACACCUACUUCAAGCCGGCGGAUCGCUGCGUGGGUGAGAACCACCCCCUGCGCUGGCACGACGCCGUCAAGCGCUUCUUCAAAUGUCCCUGUGGACAGAGGGCCAUCGCUCUGGACAGGCUGCCUCACAAACACUGCAGCAACUGUGGCCUGUUUAAGUGGGAGCGUGACGGGAUGCUGAAGGAGAAAAGCGGACCCAAGAUCGGCGGGGAGCUUCUUCAGCCUCGAGGAGAGGAGCACGCCAAGUUCCUCAACAGCAUGAAAUGAACUCUGAUUAGUGAGGGAAUCAUGUGAUGAGCUUUUCACGUCCGUGUUGGAGCAUUUUUUUUUUUAGUCAGUUUUUAAGUGUAUUCAGAUUUUUUAUGGAUUGAAUCUGCUGUAAACAGGCUGAUUAAAGCAAUAAAUUACAAUGUCAUGUAAAA
This is a messenger RNA of Fundulus heteroclitus (mummichog), 3094 nucleotides long. RefSeq names its product minichromosome maintenance 10 replication initiation factor (gene mcm10). The record is from RefSeq and is a predicted model, not a curated record. Gene Ontology annotation, biological process: DNA replication; DNA replication initiation. Lineage: Eukaryota; Metazoa; Chordata; Actinopteri; Cyprinodontiformes; Fundulidae. The transcript has 18 exons. Gene Ontology annotation, cellular component: replication fork protection complex; nucleus. Gene Ontology annotation, molecular function: DNA replication origin binding; single-stranded DNA binding. Bases 282 to 2939 code for a protein of 885 amino acids.